Molecule: messenger RNA, 957 nt
Organism: Parasteatoda tepidariorum (common house spider)
Lineage: Eukaryota; Metazoa; Arthropoda; Arachnida; Araneae; Theridiidae
Product: coagulation factor IX-like
Biological process (GO): proteolysis
Molecular function (GO): serine-type endopeptidase activity
Source: RefSeq, a predicted model, not a curated record
CGCAACUCUGUGAUCUCUCGCUGUACUUACCGAAUGGAUGAUGCAAUUAAAGCUGUUAAUAUUUUUCCUUAUUGAAAAUUAUACUCCUCAUGUUUAAUAUGCAAUUUCGUAUAAGGAAAAUUUUCGUUGUUUUAUUAUUAUUUUUUUGUGUACCAUUUAUUUUGGGUAGACGAGUGACUAGAAUGAUCAAUGGAAUUGUAGCAAAACCGAAACAGUUUCCUUUUAUGGUAUCUUUGAACACGGGGAAGGGAUUUUGCAACGGAUUUCUAAUUACAUCCAAAUCGGUCCUUACAGCGGCACAUUGUCUAGCAAAUAAAAAUGCAACACAAUAUAAAGUUUAUGCUGGAACGAUCAAGAGGCAAAAGAGCGGUGACAAAGGCGAGCAACUCAGACUUGUUUCAAAAGUAAUACAACACCCAAAAUAUGAAAGUCUGGAAGCCAUCACUGCAGGCUCAAAUAGCUAUGAUAUCGGAAUCGUUAUCUUGGAAAAAGCAGUAGAGAUCAACUCAUUCGUCGAUGUCAUCUGCUUGAUGGACAAGAAACGCGCAAACCCAAAAAGAGCAGUCGCUGUUGGAUAUGGACGAACUGAACAUUAUCCAUCCAAAAAACAAAUUAACUAUUUAAGAUACUUCAAAGUGAAUAUUUUAAAUCUGGGAGUGUGUGCUGUGAUGUUCAGAGCGUCAGGACUUCCAAUUACAAAGAGUGAGAUUUGUGUGUCAUAUACUCGAGCUGGUGGACUGUGUUAUGGUGAUUCAGGUAGCCCUUUAGUGAAAAAAAAUAAAAGGGAAGUAUAUUGCUCUGGGUGUAGAAUCAGGAGGAUAUCUUCCACCAUGCAAUGAACCCUUAUUGGCAGCGGUAUAUGCAAGAACGGCUCCCUUCAAGAAAUGGAUACAACAAAACGUUGAAAAUGAUCAUGAUCUGUGUUUCAUUUAAAUAAAAAAUUAAUUAAUAAUUUUA